Messenger RNA from Xenopus laevis (African clawed frog), 954 nucleotides. It is a transcript of the gene ventx1.2.S, whose product is annotated as VENT homeobox 1, gene 2 S homeolog. NCBI's taxonomy places the organism in Eukaryota, Metazoa, Chordata, Amphibia, Anura, Pipidae. The record is from RefSeq and is marked provisional. Gene Ontology annotation, cellular component: nucleus. Gene Ontology annotation, molecular function: DNA binding; DNA-binding transcription factor activity, RNA polymerase II-specific; RNA polymerase II cis-regulatory region sequence-specific DNA binding. Gene Ontology annotation, biological process: cell differentiation; regulation of transcription by RNA polymerase II; regulation of DNA-templated transcription.
GAGCAGGCUUCCCUUCAGCAUGGUUCAACAGGGAUUCUCUAUUGACCUCAUUCUAGCAAGGAGUAAAGAGGAGGCAACAGAUGGAAAGGACUCCAUGAGCUCCAGGCCCCACAUACCUUGUGCCCCACAACCACUGCCCCCAACCAAAUAUGCCAAGGAGAUGCCAAGGAAGAAGGAUGGACAAGAUGUACAAGAACAUACCACAAGCUUCCAGUGCUCCUUAGGGGAACAAGUGAUCAAUAGACCUUCUGCAAAUCCUUCCUUAGCAGCUAUGCACAGAAGCUCGGGGAGCUCGGAUGAAUUUUCUCCACCAGGCUCAGAAGACGACAGUACUGAGAGCUCAGGCAGGAGUUCACAGGAAAAUGACACUGAACAAAGGGAGAAGAGCCCCAAAUCUGAUCUCCAGCGCCGGCUGAGAACGGCAUUCACUCCCCAACAAAUAAGCAAACUGGAACAGGCAUUCAACAAGCAGAGAUAUCUGGGGGCACCUGAACGGAAGAAAUUGGCAACAUCUCUCCAGUUGUCUGAAAUACAGGUCAAAACCUGGUUCCAAAAUCGACGGAUGAAACUGAAGAGGCAGAUACAAGACCAGCAGCACAGCUUGGUUCCUCCUCCCGUCUGUUACCCCCAGACCUUCCCUUAUUACCCUGGUGGCUUUCCUGUCCCAUUAAACAGUGGAAGCUUUUAUCAGCCCCGGGCACUUCCAUUCCAGGCCCCACAGCAUUCAUAUAUUCCCCAGCCACUCCACCACCAUGUUAGAAUGAGCUCCCACCAAGAACAAUAUCCCCCACUCUUUGGGGCUCAGUAUAUGUAACUCUAGGAUAUGGAUCAGAAUUGAGUUUUUACUAUGAUAAUUAUAUUUUAUAAAUGUGUAAAUAGUUGAUAAAUAUUUAUUAUAUUAUUCCUCUUGUAAAUAUUUCAGCUGUACAGUAAAUUAAAAUUGUUUUCUGGUAA